ACAGCUCUGUGGAAGUUGUCAUGGAAGCUUUCUUCCCUUAGAUCACAGCAGGAUGAGGGCUCAGACUGUUGAGAUGGCUAGAGAUUCCGUUAAUAGAGCAGUAAGUACUAAAAAGAACUUGAAAGAUGAAAUUGAAUCUAUUUUGCGGGAGCGGAUUAUGGUUUUGGAUGGAGGCAUGGGGACCAUGAUCCAGCAACAUACAUUAUCAGAAGAGGACUUCCGAGGGCAAGAAUUUAAAGAUCAUCCCAAAUAUCUGAAAGGAAACAAUGACCUUUUGAGUAUAACUCAGCCUGAUAUAAUCUACAAAAUUCACAAGGAAUACUUGCUAUCUGGGGCGGAUAUCAUUGAAACAAACACUUUUAGCAGCACCAGAGUUGCACAAGCUGACUAUGACCUUGAGCAUCUGGUUUAUCAGUUAAACAAAGUCUCGGCACAGUUGGCCAGAAAAGCAGCUGAUGAUGUAACUGCUCAGACAGAGAAUAAGAGAUUUGUUGCUGGUGCGAUGGGUCCUACAAACAAGACUCUCUCUGUGUCUCCUUCGGUGGAAAGAUCAGACUACAGGAGCAUCACAUUUGAUGAGCUGGUUGAAGCAUACAAAGAACAAGCCCGAGGACUUUUAGAUGGAGGGGUUGAUAUCUUGUUAGUAGAAACCAUAUUUGAUACAGCCAAUGCCAAGGCAGCUCUCUUUGCUCUCCAGAAACUGUUUGAGGAAGAGUAUGAUCCCAGACCAAUAUUUGUUUCUGGAACUAUUGUAGAUAAGAGUGGACGCACUCUCUCUGGCCAGACAGGAGAGGCAUUUGUCAUAAGUGUAUCCCACAGUGAGCCACUUUGUAUUGGCUUAAACUGUGCAUUAGGAGCAGUUGAAAUGAGACCCUUCAUAGAAGCAAUUGGGAAGUGUACGACGGCCUACAUCAUCUGUUAUCCCAAUGCAGGUCUCCCCAAUGCCUUUGGAAGUUAUGACGAAACCCCUGAAGUGACUGCCAAGCAUAUAAAGAAUUUUGCUUUGGAUGGUUUGGUCAACAUAGUUGGAGGUUGCUGUGGUACCACUCCAGCACAUAUCAGGGAAAUUGCUGAAGCAGUGAAGACAUGUAAACCUCGCAUUCCCCCCUCCUCCAUUUCAGAAGGGUAUAUGCUGUUGUCAGGACUUGAGCCCUUCAGAAUUGGUCCUUACACCAACUUUGUUAACAUUGGUGAACGUUGCAAUGUGGCAGGAUCAAAGAAGUUUGCUAAACUCAUCAUGGCAGGCAACUAUGAAGAAGCUUUGAGUGUAGCCAAGGCCCAAGUUGAGAUGGGAGCCCAGAUUUUGGAUAUCAAUAUGGAUGAUGGAAUGCUGGAUGGGCCGAGCGCAAUGGCCAGAUUUUGUAACUUCAUUGGUUCGGAACCUGACAUUGCUAAGGUGCCAUUAUGCAUCGAUUCUUCAAAUUUCUCUGUAAUUGAAGCUGGCUUGAAGUGUUGCCAAGGGAAAUGCAUUGUGAACAGCAUCAGCCUGAAGGAAGGAGAAAAUGACUUCUUGGAAAAAGCAAGAAGGAUUAAGUUAUAUGGAGCAGCUGUGGUGGUCAUGGCUUUUGAUGAAGUGGGUCAAGCCACAGAAACAGAAACAAAAAUUGCAGUAUGCACCAGAGCUUACCACCUCCUUGUGAAGAAAGUGGGCUUCAAUCCAAAUGAUAUAAUCUUUGACCCCAAUAUUCUGACCAUAGGGACUGGAAUGGAAGAACAUAACCUGUAUGCAAUUAACUUCAUCAAUGCAGCUAAAACCAUCAAAGAAACACUACCAGGAGCUAAAAUAAGUGGAGGCCUUUCCAAUCUGUCCUUCUCCUUCCGGGGGAUGGAUGCCAUUCGGGAAGCAAUGCAUGGAGUUUUCCUGUACCAUGCAAUUAAGUAUGGCAUGGACAUGGGGAUUGUGAAUGCAGGGAAUCUUCCAGUGUAUGAUGAUAUUCACAAGGAACUUCUACAACUGUGUGAGAAUCUGAUCUGGAAUAAAGACCCAGAUGCAACAGAGAAGCUUUUACUUUAUGCCCAGACUCAUGCCCAAGGAGGAAAAAAAGUGGUACAGACUGAUGAAUGGCGGGAUAGCCUGGUGGAGGAAAGGCUGGAAUACUCACUUGUCAAGGGAAUUGAAAAAUAUGUCAUCGAGGAUACAGAAGAGGCAAGAUUAAACCAUAAAAAAUAUCCCAGACCUCUGAACAUAAUUGAAGGGCCCUUGAUGAAUGGCAUGAAAAUUGUUGGUGAUCUUUUCGGUGCUGGAAAGAUGUUUCUACCUCAGGUGAUAAAGUCUGCUCGAGUUAUGAAGAAGGCAGUUGGCCACCUCAUUCCCUUCAUGGAAAAAGAAAGAGAGGAAAGAAGAGCUAAAUCUGGCAGCAUAGAAGAAGAGGACCCUUACCAUGGCACAAUAGUGCUAGCUACCGUAAAAGGAGACGUACAUGAUAUUGGCAAGAACAUUGUGGGAGUGGUAUUGGGCUGCAACAAUUUCAGAGUUAUCGAUUUAGGAGUCAUGACUCCGUGUGAUAAAAUACUGAGAGCUGCUAUUGAAAACAAAGCAGACAUAAUUGGCCUGUCUGGUCUUAUCACACCUUCUUUGGAUGAAAUGAUAUUUGUUGCCAAGGAAAUGGAGAGAUUAGAGAUAAAGAUUCCUUUGCUGAUUGGAGGAGCAACUACUUCUAAAACACAUACAGCUGUGAAAAUUGCCCCUCGGUACAGUGCACCAGUCAUUCAUGUCCUGGAUGCAUCCAAGAGUGUGGUGGUUUGCUCUCAGCUUUUAGAUGAAAACCUAAGAGAUGAUUUCUUUGAAGAAAUAAUAGAGGAGUAUGAAGACAUCAGACAGGACCACUAUGAGUCUCUCAAGGAAAGAAGGUAUUUGUCAUUAGAGCAAGCCAGGAGAAAAGGUUUCCAUAAUGACUGGCUGUCAGACUGUAAACCAGUUAAACCUAAAUUCUUUGGCACUCAAGUUUUUGAAAAUUAUGAUCUGGAGAGGCUGAUGGAAUACAUUGACUGGAAGCCUUUUUUUGAUGUCUGGCAACUGCGAGGCAAAUAUCCCAACAGAGGGUUUCCUAAAAUUUUUAACGAUAAAGCAGUGGGAGAAGAAGCCAAAAGAGUUUAUAAUGAUGCUCAAAACCUACUAAAAACUUUGAUUCGGCAAAAGAAAUUGCAAGCCAAGGGCCUGGUUGGGUUCUGGCCAGCGCAGAGUGUUCAAGAUGACAUUCAUUUAUACACAACGGAAGAGGCAUUGCGGUCUGCAGAACCAAUAGCUACAUUUUACGGCUUAAGGCAACAGGCCGAAAAGGACUCUGCCUGCACAGACCCAUAUCACUGCCUCUCAGACUUCAUAGCCCCCUUAGACUCUGGUGUUUGUGACUAUUUAGGCCUGUUUGCUGUGGCCUGCUUUGGGGUAGACAAUCUGUGCAAGCAAUAUGAGAAACAGUGUGAUGACUACAAUAGCAUAAUGGUGAAAGCACUGGGAGACCGGAUAGCAGAGGCAUUUGCAGAGGAGCUCCAUGAAAAGGUCCGAAAAGAAUUCUGGGCUUAUUGCAACAAUGAACAGCUGGAUAUUUCAGACUUGCGCAGGAUUAGAUAUGAUGGAAUUCGUCCAGCACCUGGGUACCCAAGUCAGCCAGACCACACUGAAAAACUCACCAUGUGGAAACUUGCUAACAUUGAAGAGGCAACAGGUAUUCAGUUAACUGAAUCACUAGCAAUGACACCUGCCUCUGCAGUUUCAGGUCUCUACUUCUCCAACCCCAAAUCCAAAUACUUCGCUGUUGGUAAAAUAUGUAAGGAUCAGGUUGAAGAUUAUGCACAGAGAAAAAAUAUGCCAGUGGCUGAGGUUGAGAAAUGGCUGGGGCCUAUUCUGGCAUAUGAUUUGGAAUAAGUGUUUGUGGGAUGCUAGGAACAAGCAUCAGCCUUGCUCUUUCCAGUUUCUUCUCCAAAAAAUAGAACAGAGCUGGACUUAGAGUCUUGUACUUUGCAUCAGUUGCAUCGAUCAGCUCUCAGGGGGCGUUGGAAACUAUUCACUUUGUAGUAUCAGCCACUUACAAAAUCAAAAAACCUCACCACAUUUUUGUCUGAUUGUUUGUUAAUUGUUGGCAAAAUAGUUUUGUAUAUAAAUAUGCCUUUUGUCAAGGGAAUAGUGUUGAAAUCCUCUACAGAUCUCAACUAUAAUUGUGCAUUUCUGUACCCAGAUACUAUAACUGGGCUAGAUAUAAAGUCAGAUGUAUGGUUUUCUUUUCAGUGGUGGAGGCUUUUUGAUAACUGGCUCACACUUUAAUAAUCUUGGAACAAAUAGUUGCACUGAAGCAUCCCAUUGACUAGGUAAAAUAGUGCAGAAUUUGGUUUCAGGUCUUUAAAUGGCAUGUAUAUCAGCAAGCCAAAAGACACGAAAAUAGCAUAAAAGAAUGUCUCAUAAGUAAAGGGGAGUUCACUUACUAGGUAAGGAACAGCUUGGGAAACCAGGCCCCAUGCUCAUGUAGCUGUGCUGUUGUAGCAAAAAGAAAGUUGUAAUACUAAUACUAUUUUAAUUAUUUUUGCUGCAUCUACUAAAGUAAUGUGGUUUUCUGAAACAAUCUCAGUAAUAUUGUAUUAUCCUCAAGAAUUAAAUGGUUUGAGCACAGAACUGGAAGUCUUGAAUACUCCCAGCUCUGACAGGUCUUCUUUGUCUUUGGGCUAAACAGGUAAUCUGUCUGACUCAUUUGUAGCUGUAAAAUGGGGAUAAUCUAUCCUACCUCACAGGUGUGUAUUAUGAAACUUAGUUGUUGUUUGUACACCACUUUUGCAGAUGAAAAUAGAUAUUUACUUUAAUAUGUGUUACCUACAGGCAAAUCUUUGGGUGCCUGAUUUUUAAAGCUAUGGUUGUAAUAUGUUUGCUUACUCAUCCUGAAGAAAAGGUCUCUGGGAAAUAGCUGCUAUGUUUUUUUCACCCAGUUGCUGCUUUUUAAGCGAAAACAUCAUGUUGGAAAAUCUGUUACCUGGUAGAAUUUUGCAUCAAAUUACUGUGCUUGGUCAUCUGAUCUGAAUGUAAGCAAGAGGUAAUGCUGCAAGUUUAGUCUAAAUAAAUAUUUUAUUUUGAGUAAAUUCACUGUUUGUAAA
This is a messenger RNA of Pelodiscus sinensis (Chinese soft-shelled turtle), 5079 nucleotides long. NCBI's taxonomy places the organism in Eukaryota, Metazoa, Chordata, Testudines, Trionychidae. The record is from RefSeq and is a predicted model, not a curated record.